Molecule: messenger RNA, 3436 nt
Organism: Esox lucius (northern pike)
Lineage: Eukaryota; Metazoa; Chordata; Actinopteri; Esociformes; Esocidae
Gene: engase
Product: endo-beta-N-acetylglucosaminidase
Exons: 14
Coding region: 483-2570 (695 amino acids)
Biological process (GO): protein deglycosylation
Cellular component (GO): cytoplasm
Molecular function (GO): mannosyl-glycoprotein endo-beta-N-acetylglucosaminidase activity
Source: RefSeq, a predicted model, not a curated record
CCCAAAACAUACGAUUUAAUUGUGGGUCAUUUUGGGACAAGGAGUGCAGACUGGUGCAGACCUGGUUGUCAAUGGGAGACCAGGGAGUCAACUGUGCGCUAGGUCAAAACCCAUCAUUAUCAUCAAUUACGAAAGAAACAAAAUCAUGGCAUUAUACAUAUUUUAUUAGAUCUGAGAUACAUAGAUUGAUAUUUUUACCAACAUAUCGAUUUUAUACCGAGACAUUGAGCAUUUUCCCAACACAUACCAUGGUUUAAACGAAAGAUUUCUUGUUUAUCACACAAACGUCGUGACGCAAUAUGACAACCUAAACGCGAUUGGUCAACCGUCUGAUGGACCGGAGUAUUUUUGAACUGGAAUUUAUAUCCUGAUUGAUGUCAUCCUUUUUUUUAAAAUAUCUGCUCGAACUCGAUUAUCUCUGUUAUUCUUUCGCUUUAAUUCAUAAGACUUACGGUGCAUAGAAACUAGAACGUAAGGAAGCUAUGUCUUCGCGGAAGAGAAAUAGCGAAAUAGACGAGGUUACAGUCGGAAGGAAGUUAAUGACAUUGGAAUCGAGCGGCUUGGAUGAGCCGGGCAAGGAGAGCGUUCAUGAAGUAAUCAAGUAUGGUGCCUCAUCUCUGCCAGCCAAGCACUAUGACCCAGACACCACUGAGCCAAUCGGCUCGGGCCUUCAGGACCUGGACGAGCUGUUGUCCUGGAACCUUAGCAUGGCCAACCCCUUCAACGUGGCAAAGGUGCCCCUGGCCAAUCGGGAGCCUCCACUGGCCAGCACGCCGCGCCGGACUCUGGUGAGUCACGACAUGAUGGGCGGAUAUCUGGAAGACCGGUUUCUGCAAGGGGCAGAGUCGGAAGCUCCUUAUGUCUUCUACCACUGGCAGUACAUUGACGUGUUCAACUACUUCAGCCACAACAUGGUGACCAUCCCCCCUGCUGUCUGGACCAACGCAGCACACAAACAUGGAGUCAUCGUCCUGGGAACCUUUAUCACCGAGUGGACAGAUGGUGGAAAGAUGUGCGAGGUCUUCCUGAAAGAGGAGGAGUCUUACAGGGCUGUUGCCGAUAGGCUGUUUCAGAUAUCCCACUACUACGGCUUCGACGGUUGGCUAAUCAACAUUGAGAACACAUUAAGUGAGACGGCAGUGAAAAACACUCCCCGGUUCCUGCGCUACCUGACGGACCAGAUGCAUGAGAGACUCCCCGGCAGCAUGGUGCUGUGGUACGACUCGGUCCUGGAGAACGGACAGCUCAACUGGCAGAACCAACUCAACAAAUCCAACAGCGUGUUUUUUUCUGCGUGUGAUGGUAUCUUCACCAACUAUAACUGGACGGAGCAGAGCCUAGAGGACAUGAAGGCCUUCUCCGGAGCCGAAGGCCGCAUGGCCGACAUAUUUGUCGGGGUGGACGUGUUCGCCAGGGGGGAGGUGGUGGGAGGGAAGUUGGAGACCAAUAAGGCCCUGGAGCUGAUCCGUAAGCAUGACUUCUCCACGGCCAUCUUUGCCCCAGGCUGGGUGUACGAGAGCAUCCCUGACAAGGCUAGCUUCAGACAGGAACAGGACAAGUUCUGGUCUCUCCUGGCUGACUUCCUGUAUAUCCACCGGUACUCCUCGCCCCUCCCUUUCGUCUCAUCCUUUUGCCAGGGCUUUGGGACCAACGUCUACUGGAGGGGAAAGCGUGAGGCAGAUGGCAGCUGGUUUAACCUGGAUGCCCAGCAGCUGCAGCCUCUCUACUACAGAGACACCCUGGAGGGAGAGGGCUGGCUGAGGACCCGAGGCUGCCCCGAAGAUGCCUGGAAUGGGGGCAGCUCCCUGGUCGUAGAGGGCGUCAUACCAUCCACGCUGACCAAAGUCUGUGCCAGGAUCUUCUCCCUCCAGGUGCCCCUCUCCACCAGGACCUUUGUGUCUCUAAUCUAUAAGCCGUCUCCAGGGGUCACUGUUUCUCUGGAGUUAAAGACCGCUGAUGCUAAUCUUUGUACCCUCACAGCCAGCAGUGUUCAGCCUGCUGUCUUGGGUGAGGAGCACCAGUUGGUCAGACAGUUCUCUCAGAGUUGUGGACAAUGGAACCCUGAUGGGUGGACGGUCAGGUGUUCCCAGUUGGAGCUGCAAGGCUGUGCUCUGAGGGAUGUGUGUGUGAGCGUUCAGCGCGACGGGGGCCAUCUGGACACAUCCUUCAAAUGCAGAGUUGGAGAAAUCAUGAUCCUGGAUGCGGAGUCUCUCUCCAUUCCACUCCUCUCAGUUGAGGCUGUGCGGGUUUCUGACGUGGUUUGGCUGAGGGAAGGCGACAAGCUCCUCCUCAACGCUACCCUGACCUGGGAGUACCCGGCCCAGCUCGUACGCCACUUCCUGGUGCACUGGCGCCGCCUGCGAGGCCCUGAUCCCCGGAUCCCCCCGAGCAGCCUGACCCUGGUUGCUCGAUCCUACGCCCCCCUGUUCCGGGUGACGGAGUUGGAGGUUCCGGAAGCUCCGGGUCUUCUAGAACUGGUGGUGCAACCAGUGUCCAGGGAGGGGUUCUAUGUCCCGGAGUCCCAAUGGGGGAGGCAGAGUUUAAGUUAUUCGGAGGAGAGGAUGGGCUAAACGCAGGAGGAGCUGCUCAAUCGCUGUGCGAAGUGAUGAAGGGACAUUUUUGUUCUUUGCAUUUCAACUUCAAUUUCUUUCUCUUUUAUAAACUGAUAAUGACACUUUUGGCAUCACUCAGUAGACAUCACUCAGUAGACAUCACUCAGUAGACAUCAAUCAGUAGACAUCAAUCAGUAGACAUCACUCAGUAGACAUCACUCAGUUUUUUUGGUACACCCCCCACCCAAAUGGAUUGCUCCUGCAUGGAGUCACAUGCUGUAUAAAGCAGGCAGACAGGCACUGAGGCAUUUUCAGUUACUGUUCAACUGAACAUUACAACUGGCAAAAUGAAUGGCUCAAGCGACUCUGGCAGUGGUUUAAUCGCCGGCCUGAGACGUUUUGGUUCUGGUAUCUCAGGAACCGAUAGUGUAAUGGCCUAUGGAAUGUUUUCCUGGCACGUGUUAGGGCACUUGACAUCAACUGAACAGUGUUUGAACCCACUGCUUGUAGUGGGUUCACAUAACUGCUUGUAGGCUUUCUGGCAGUUUUUUGGAGUCAGCACUGUGCAUUUGUUUAUCUAUUGGUAAUCAAAAGCUGUACCUCUCAAUUUCUUGGCUUGCAGUGACUUACAGCUUCAUUAAUAAAGCUGCAAUGAAUGUAUGCAAAUAGACUAGGAUAUUCUACAUCUACACAGAAUUGUUAGUGCAGAAUAUUUGACUGAACGCAGACUUGUUAGUCCAGACGCUUAUAUUUUCAUAAUCAUUAAUGUCGUAAUUUCUCAAUGUCUUAAGAAUGAUCCUCUUCCUCUCUGGUUUUAUUUACACAACUUUUCUUAAUAUUAACCCAAGUCAGUGUUGCAGUGCUCUUAAUAUUAAUAUAAAUAU